This is a messenger RNA of Recurvomyces mirabilis, 2811 nucleotides long. It is a transcript of the gene alp4, whose product is annotated as gamma tubulin complex Spc97/GCP2 subunit Alp4. NCBI's taxonomy places the organism in Eukaryota, Fungi, Ascomycota, Dothideomycetes, Mycosphaerellales, Teratosphaeriaceae. The transcript has 3 exons. Bases 1 to 2811 code for a protein of 936 amino acids. Gene Ontology annotation, cellular component: centrosome; mitotic spindle pole body; equatorial microtubule organizing center. Gene Ontology annotation, molecular function: microtubule minus-end binding; gamma-tubulin binding. Gene Ontology annotation, biological process: mitotic cell cycle; meiotic cell cycle; spindle assembly. The record is from RefSeq and is a predicted model, not a curated record.
AUGUCGACCGCACCACCCUCACGAACAGCGAGUGUGGCUGAGCCAAGACGAACAUCGGCCUCAUUGCGACAGAAGAGUCGAGCAGCUUCUGCUGCUAUCGACCAGGAAAACCGACCGGACUCGAAGGCAUCGACCACGCGCAAAAGCUCGACCACCACCACCGAGACGCGCACGGAGAGAAGGACGAUCGAUGAGAGGCUUAUACGACGAACAAGAAGCCCACUGAAGCCGACGGAGAGCAAUGCGAGUGGUGGGCGCAAAACUAAGGAUGGCGGGGAGAGAGGGCAGCGGGCGGAAAAGGCGAGGAAGGAGGAGAUGAGGGCGUCAAUGCAAGCAACGACAUGGAGUCCUCAAGCAACCUUACUCCCACCCUCUUCCAGCGCACCUCUAGCUGGCCGAGUAUCGAUACCGCCACAGUCGCAACAUGCACCAGCCUCGGUACAUCCUCCGCCGUUCAACCGUCUUGGUCUAGAACAGCAGGAGUCUGCUCUGGUCGAGGAUCUGUUGUAUGUUCUCUUGGGCUUCGAAGGACAAUAUGUCCGCUACGUUGAAUCCUACAACCCUUUGGAUGAGCAGAGCCGCCUUAUCGGACCGAACUACAGGAUCGCCAAUGGACUGGACCCGAGCUUGCGGGACUUGGCCGGUGGUAUGCUGAAGACGGCCACUCACUUCGCAGCACUGGAGCUGUUCGUGGAGACCAUGGGUAGGGAGGAGUGUGGCAGCGUCAGCCAUGCCUUAUGCGCGUCGAUACGGAAGCUCUUAAAGGACCACCUGAUCUUGAUCGCCCAGCUGGAGCACCAGGCACUGACCAAUGAAGGCUUCACAUUACACCAGAUGAAUCUGCAUCUCAAGCCGACAGGCCACAUAUUGACACAACUCUAUAGCCUAGCUCAGGAAGUGCUAAAGGCGAACAGCAUGCUUGGCGAUCUCCUAGAAGAUGAUACGUCAGACCAAGCAGACGAGUUCGAAAAUAUCCUUGAAUCCCUCCGUGAAGGGCGCGACACAAGUAUUCCGGGAAAGCGCACAUGCAAAGGUGGCUCCGUCCUCCGCUUGAUCACGAAACGACUACAAUCCUCUUCCGGCGACCCAGCGGCGUACCAACUCCUCCAAACACUACUCCGCGACAGCAGCCGACCAUACAUGCGCAUGCUAAACGAAUGGCUCCACCACGGGAAUGUCCGCGAUCCGCACAACGAAUUCCUAAUCAAAGAACAGAAGUCUAUCCGCCGGGAAGGACUACAGCAAGACUACACAGACGAGUACUGGGAGAAACGGUACACCAUCCGGCCCGAACUCAUUCCUCCCCAACUCGAAGCCGUUAAGGACCGUGUCCUACUAGCUGGCAAAUACCUCAACGUCGUGCGAGAAUGUGGCGGCAUCACAGAUAUCAAUCGCGACUUGAGCAAUAGCGAACAGGUCCCCCACACUUUCUCCGACCCGCGCUUCCUCGAGAACGUCUCGAACGCCUACGCCUUCGCCAACCGUAGUCUGAUGACCCUGCUGCUCACAACCCACGGCCUCCCCGCUCGCCUUAGGAGCCUGAAACACUACUUCUUCCUCGACCGCUCCGACUUCUUCUCCUACUUCCUCGAACUCUCCGCCUCGGAACUCAAGAAGACCGCGAAGAACGUCAAUGCCGGAAAACUGCAAAGUCUCCUCGAUAUCGUGCUCCGACAACCCGGCUCUGUGGCCGCCGAAGAUCCUUUUAAGGAGGACGUCAGGGUCACCAUGUCCGAUACUGGACUUACGGGAUGGUUGAUGCGGGUUGUCAAUGUCCAGGGGAUGGAUGCUGAUGCCUCGUCCUUGUCGUUGGCGAACACUUACACGGGGAGUGUGACGGGCAAAGACGAGAAGGAGAUUUCAGGGUAUGAGGCCCUAACGCUGGAUUAUGCUGUCCCGUUUCCGCUUUCGUUGAUUGUAUCGAGGAAUACGUUGACGAGGUAUCAACUUCUUUUCCGCUACCUUUUGUCGCUCCGGCAUCUGGAGGGUUUGUUAACGCAGAGUUGGACGGAACAUACGAAGUCUCCUGCUUGGCUACGGAAGGGUCCUCGGCGGAAAGGUGCAGGUGCUGACAGUGCUGGUACCGAGGUGGAGAGGAAGAUCGAGAACUGGAAGCGGAGAGCAUGGUGUCUAAGGGCGAGGAUGUUGUGUUUUGUGCAGCAGCUGUUGUACUUCUGCACAAGCGAAGUCAUUGAGCCGAAUUGGCGGAGCUUCAUGGCGAGGGUUGAGGAGGCGAGGGACGGUGAUGAGGAGGUGCAGGGGCUGGUGCAGGAUGAUACUGCGGCGGGCUCUACACAAGGCGGAAGUGCUGGACCCUCAGCUACGACAGCGACUUCGAGGCCGGCGACCGCUAAGAGCGGAUCGGCUACUACCCCGAAGGUUAAGAGGACGGUGGAUGAGUUGAUGCAGGAUCAUGUUGAUUUCUUAGCGACAUGUCUGAAGGAGUGCCAACUUACUAAUUCCAAGCUUCUACGCAUCAACUCAAAAGUAACCUCCACCUGCGUCCUCUUCGCCAACUACACCUCCUCUUUAUCCCGCUACCUCGCAUCUCUCUCGCCCGACGAGAACGGAAAUACAGCGGCUACUGCGCCCGAUCCGGCGAAGCUGGACAAGCUGUUCAGUAUCUUGCAGCAGUAUGAGGAUCAUUUCAGCAGGCAUUUGAAGAUUCUAUUGGAUGCGUUGAAUUACCUUGCUGCUACGGAGACGGUGGUUUUCCUGGGCCUUUGUGCGAGGUUGAGUAUGGCUGGGGAGGGAGGAAGAGAGGGUGGGGCGGGGCCGAGCGCUUAUGGGUGCGGAGAUGUGUCGAAUUAG